AUGGGUUCUGGUUCCCCUCCAGCCUCGAAGCCGUCAGCUAUUCCGUCCCACAUGUUGAAUGGAAGCUCUCCCCUGCAGCGGUCCACCGGUAACCGUGAUGAGCGUGAGCGUGAGAGCCUCAAUUCUUCCAUCCGUUCCUCUUUUGAACCCCGAGUUCCCCUGCAAUUUGCACCCGAGACUGUAGCUGCCGUCCCCACCGAGUCCACUUCCGCUGCAUCGGUGCCAAUUCGCAACGUGGUGCCAGUCCGACCUACUUUGAAUGACCCUCCCCGCGACCCCCGGGAUGAAGGCGGCCCGUUAACCCCUCCGGCCACCGUCAGCCGCCCUGCCAGCCCCUACACAAUGAACCCGCCCAUCGACUUUGAUGGCCUUAGCUGGCCUUGCCCCGGAACUAGACAGCGGCUGGAGUCGACCCCGGAGGAGACCGACCAACGAAUUGAGAAGCUGUCCGGAGCUAUCCGGACCAUUCUUGAAUGUAUCGGAGAGGAUCCCGAGAGAGAAGGUCUUCGCGAGACCCCAGAGAGAUAUGCCAAGGCCAUGCUCUACUUCACCAAGGGCUAUGAGGAGAACGUUCGGGACCUGGUCAACGGCGCCGUCUUCCACGAGGACCACGACGAGUUGGUUAUUGUCAAGGAUAUCGACGUUUUCUCGCUUUGCGAACACCACAUGGUUCCCUUCACUGGAAAGAUGCACAUUGGAUAUAUCCCUGACCGUCGUGUCCUUGGCCUGUCCAAGCUGGCUCGUCUGGCAGAGAUGUUCUCCCGCAGACUUCAAGUCCAGGAGCGCUUGACAAAGCAAGUUGCCCUUGCCAUUUCGGAAGUCCUCAAGCCUCGUGGUGUAGGUGUCGUCAUGGAGUCUUCUCACCUUUGCAUGGUCAUGCGUGGCGUGCAGAAGGUCAGCAGCACCACGACUACCAGCUGCAUGCUUGGAUGCAUGCGGUCCAGCGCUAAGACACGAGAGGAGUUCUUGACGCUCCUCAACCGCAGAUAA
Penicillium arizonense is the source of this 990-nucleotide messenger RNA. Its product is annotated as GTP cyclohydrolase I. Gene Ontology annotation, molecular function: GTP cyclohydrolase I activity; GTP binding; zinc ion binding. The coding region runs from base 1 to 990 and encodes 329 amino acids. NCBI's taxonomy places the organism in Eukaryota, Fungi, Ascomycota, Eurotiomycetes, Eurotiales, Aspergillaceae. Gene Ontology annotation, biological process: tetrahydrofolate biosynthetic process; tetrahydrobiopterin biosynthetic process. The record is from RefSeq and is a predicted model, not a curated record. Gene Ontology annotation, cellular component: cytoplasm. The transcript has 4 exons.